Helianthus annuus (common sunflower) is the source of this 1124-nucleotide messenger RNA. Its product is annotated as UPF0235 protein C15orf40 homolog. The transcript has 6 exons. The record is from RefSeq and is a predicted model, not a curated record. NCBI's taxonomy places the organism in Eukaryota, Viridiplantae, Streptophyta, Magnoliopsida, Asterales, Asteraceae. Bases 470 to 844 code for a protein of 124 amino acids.
CCGACAUAGCGCCAGGGGUGUGGGUCGAUGGCGCCGUGAAGCGCUAUAGAGUGCCAGCUGGGUUGGGUGGCGCCCCCACACCCUCCAGCCUAAGUUGUCCCAAACACCCACUAUAUGGCCGUAUAACAUUUUUGUCGACGAAGACAACGAUCGCAAAUUCGAUUGAAACGGGAUCGACUGUGACUAAAUGAAGUUGACAGUUCUAUGCUAACUGGUCAUAAAUCUCGUGUUGAACCGCUGCUUGGAUUGAUUAAUUCCAUAAGAUAUUCGUCUUCAAAGAGCAUUAACCAGUGAUUUAUUUGUCUGUUUUUGUCUUGGUUAUUGCUGGUUUUCAGGUUUGUAACACAUUCUUGAAAAUAGAUACAAUACACAACAAUUGCAUGAUUGCUUUCGUUCACGCUUAAUGCAUUCGGCACCGCACGUUAGAUACAAUCUGAACAGGUGAACAGUUUUAGCGUACAUCAUCAAAAUGGCUCCUCCAAAAAAAGGGAAAGCUAAAGCCAAGUCAACAGAAGUACCACCUUCUAGUAACAAAUUCCCUGCGUGCAUGCGUUUCAUUCCUCCAUCAUCUGUCGCUGUCACCAUACAUGCCAAGCCUGGUUCUAAAGUUGCCACCAUCACAGAUUUCGAUGAUGAAGCUGUAGGAGUACAAAUUGAUGCGCCAGCUAAGGAUGGAGAAGCUAAUGCUGCACUCCUUGACUACAUGAGCUCGGUUAUAGGGGUCAAAAAGAGGCAGGUUUCAUUAGGCGCAGGCUCAAAAUCAAGGGACAAGGUUCUAAUAGUUGAAGGGGUAUCACUAGAGGCCGUGUACAAUGCUCUGGAUAGGGUGAUACAUAAUCCAUGAUGCAGGAAAUCGACCUAAGAUACCAUACGCGGUAUGGUAGUGAGAUUGAGCAAUGCAAGAUUGUCUCAAGUCGAGAAUAAGUUGUGGAGGCAGUGCAUCGUCUAUGUCGAGAUUGAGACCAAGUUGUUGCUACAUGUGGUUAAGGUUUGGUACUUGUUCCAUGUAAGUGGUGGGGAAUCAAUCUUUAGAGUUUGUUAAUUAUAUACAAGGCAAGUAUAUGAUACCCACUAAAUGUAAUGGGUUUCUAUAUUUAUUCUAAAGUUGAAGUUGGGAAGUUAAA